This is a messenger RNA of Plasmodium falciparum 3D7, 4506 nucleotides long. RefSeq names its product VAC14 family protein. Lineage: Eukaryota; Apicomplexa; Aconoidasida; Haemosporida; Plasmodiidae. The record is from RefSeq and is a predicted model, not a curated record. Gene Ontology annotation, biological process: phosphatidylinositol biosynthetic process. Gene Ontology annotation, cellular component: PAS complex; endomembrane system.
AUGUUUCUUAAUUUAAUAAAAGGUUUAGAAAAGAAUGAAGAUAAGGAAAAUGUUGUAAAUAUAAAUAUACAGAAAUUGUUAGGUGAUAAAACAUACGAGAAAAGAAAAAAGGGAGCACAGGAACUAGCCGAGUUAGUUAAAAUUAUAUUAUUAAAAGAAGAAAAUGAUGAAAAAAAACAUAUAGAUAAAUUACUAGAUGAACAUAAAAAUAAUGAAGAUGCUGGAGAUUUUAAUAUUACGAAAAAGUUUUCAGAUAUGGAAGUUAACAAAAUUUCGAAUAAUCUUUUAAAAGCUGAUGAAGAUGAUGAAUUAAAUAAUAGUGAAUAUUAUUUUAAAACGUAUAAUGAUGAAAAGUUAAAAAAAAAAAAAAACGUUUCAGAUGACAUAGAAACAGAUGAUGAUAAUAAUAAAGGAUAUACUAUAAUUAAUGAUGAGAAGGGGAGAAAAAUGAAUGAAGAAUAUGACAGUAAAAAUAAUAUUGAUGGGGAUAAAAAGAGUCAAGAUAAAGCAUAUAUUAAAGAUACAAAGGAAUACGAAAAAAUAAACAAAUAUAAACAAAAUAAUACUAAAAAGGAAAGUGUGAGAAAUUCAAAUAUAAUGAUAGAUACAAAGGAAAUAAAUAAUUCUCAUAUUUAUGGCCAUGGACAAGAAGAUGGAAAAGAAUAUAAUGGUGAUGAUGAUCAUAAUAAUAAAAACAAUGCUCAUGAUGAUGAUGACGAUGACGAUGACGAUGAUGAUGAAGAUGAAGAGAAUUAUGAAGACGUAAAUGUCAAACGAUACAACGAUUCAGACGAUAGUGUUGAUGAGAAAGAUAAAAAAAGAAAGAAAAGAAAUUUAGAAAAUGAAAAAUCAAAUUUAUUAUAUCAACAUAUGAAUGAAGAAAAAUAUAUUUUAGGAUCAGAAAUAAUAAAAAAAUUAUUAUUAGAUAAAUGUAAAGAAAAUUGUGAUUUAGAUAUAGAACUAACGAAACCUAUUGAUAAUAAUAAUAAUAAUUAUUAUAUUCGUAAUAAAAAUAGUGUUUCGUCUGUAGAUAUAAAUAAAGAAAAAAGAAAAAAAACGUUGAAUACUAUAUUAUAUGAUAAUGAUAUAUAUUUAGAUAAUUUUAAUAAAAAAUAUCAAAGUCAAAAAGUUAUAAAUAUUAUAAAUUUUUUAGAUAAUAAAUUUAUUCAAAGUGUAAGUAGUUCAGAACGAUGUGGAGGUUUAAUAUCUUUGGCAUUUAUAUCUAUAAGUCUUGAUGAAAAAAUACAAUAUUAUUUUACGGAAAUUUUACGUAUUAUUAUAUCAUGUAUUAAUGAUGCAGAUUCUAAAGUUAGAUAUUAUGUUUGUGAAAGUUUAUAUAAUUUAUGUAAAGUUUCUAGGAAAUAUAUUUUUCAUAAUAUAGAAGAUAUUUUUGAUUGUCUCUAUCGAAUUUUUUCAGAUACUUGUCCAAAUGUAAAAAGUGGAGGAAUAUAUUUAGAUAAUUUAAUAAAAGAUUUAGUUUGUUCUUAUAAUAAUAUUUUUUAUAUUUAUAAAAUUAUAUAUUUAUUAAAAGACAAAAUAUAUAUUGAAAAUACAAAUGUUCGUCAACUUAUUAUAUCUUGGUUAUUUUUUUUACAAAAUAUUCCUACUAUUAAUAUAUUUGAAUAUUUCCAUUUUUUUAUUAAAGAUCUUUUCCUAAUGUUAUCUGAUGAAAAUAAAGAUAUUCAAAAACAAGCUAAUCAAUGUUUAGAUAUAUAUAUAGAUAAAAUUGUAACAUCCAAUUAUGAACAAUGCAGAACGUUUUUUAAGCAUAUAGCAUAUGUGAUUUUAGAAUUUUGUGGACACAAAAAUACUGUAAUUAAACAUAAAAGUUUAUUAUGGAUAUAUCAUUUUAUUAAUAUUUUAAAUAUUCAUUUUUAUAAUAUAUUUGAUUCAUCACCAAAAAAAAAUAACACAUUUUUAAUAGAACUUUUGAAAAAAAUUAUAGCGUCUACAUCAGAUGUAUGUUUUGAUAUACAUUAUACAGCACGAAAAUGUAAUGAGUUGUUAAUAAGUUAUGUAAAAUUUACAUAUUUGGAAUCUGCACCUUUAAUAACAAAAUUGGUUUGUUUAAUUAUUAAUACAAAAAUAGAAAAGAGCGAAUUAGUUGUAAGUGCAAGUAAGGAUAGUACAAAUUAUAAAAAUUAUCAAAAGAAAUAUUUCUCAAGAAGAAAAAAAUUAUACAAGGAUUUAAUGUAUGAUCAACGAAACAAUUUGCCAAAUGGUGUAAAUCCUUCUGAGGGGUAUAAUAAUGAGAUGAAUGUUGAGGAAAAUAAUAAAAUGCUUGAUCAAGAAGAUAACAAAUUGAAUAAUCUUGUUAAUAAACAUGAGAAUAUAUCUAACAAAGGACGAAACGAAAGUAGUAUUAUAAAAAGUAAACAUGAUGAGGAUAAUGAAAAUGAUUAUUCUAUAUAUAAAGAUGAUGAAAGUUAUAUUACAAAUAUAGGAAAUGAGAGAAAGGUAAACAAUUCUUUAUUUCAUAACGAUGAAAACGAUGUAGAAGAAGAUUCUUUGUUAAAUGUAAAUUGUUUUAAUAAUGUUACAGCAGAAGAUGAAGAUUUUAUACAAAUGAAUGACACAGGAAAAAUAGAAAAUAUGAGAGAUCAAAUUGGAUCUUAUAAUAAAGGAAAUAAUAAAGAAAUUAUUAAUGAUAAUAAUAAAAAAAAGGAUAAACAUAAAGACAUUAACAAUAUUAAAUAUAAUAAUAAUAAAGACAUGAACAGUAUUAAUGACAAUAAUAAUAAAGACAUGAACAAUAUUAAUGACAUGAACAAUAUUAACGACAAUAAUAAUAAAGACAUGAACAAUAUUAAUGACAAUAUUAAAGAUGAUGAUGACAAAAAUUAUCAUAAUAAUCAUAAUAACAAUUUUAAUAAUAGCCUAAACAACAACAAUGAUAAUGCUAGCGAGUCGUUAAGCUUUGAAUCAUAUAAUUUGUUUUAUAAAAAAGAUAAUUAUUCCUAUGAGGGGAAAAGUAAACCCUUAAAUACACAAUUAUCAAAAGAAGAAAAUUACAACUGUAAAAUUAUUUAUAAUCAUCAGAAGUUAAUAAACGAAUUAAAAGAAAAAAAACUCUUAAUGGGAGAUGUAAGUAAAAGUGAAGCAUAUUAUAUAAAUAAAAUUAUAAAAAAAAAAGGAAAUAAUAUUAAUAAUAAUAAUAAUAAUGAUGAUGAUGAUAAUGAUAAUGAAGAUGAUGAUUAUUAUAAUGAUGAUGACGAUGACGACGAUGAUGAUGAUGAUAAUAUAUUUUAUGAUAAUUUAGAAAAAAGGAAUAUAUAUCCGGUUAUUACGUGUUUACAAUGGUUAAUUGAAAUAUUAAUAUAUAAAAGUAAUGAAAUAAAAACUUAUUAUGAUGAAAUUAUUAUAUGUAUUUUUAAAUGUUUAAAAAAUGAUGAUAAUAAAGUAUUGUUAUUAUCACUUACCGUAUUAUCAGCUAUGUGUGGGACAGUUGAUAAUAAAUUUCAUUUUUAUGAGAAAAUAAGUUUAAAUUUAAUAAACAUAUUUAAAAAUGAUGAGAACUUAUUAAUACAUAAAGGGAAAGUUAUAGUUCAACAUAUAUCUCGAUGUUUAAAUAAUAAAAAGUUUUAUGCAUAUUUAUGUUAUUUACUUAUAAAAGAAAAUAAUUUUACAUUUGUAAAUAAAUUUGUACAAGUUUUAAAUUGGGUUUUAUUAACAUCUGAUGAAACCAAAUAUUUAAGAAAUGUAUUAUUUCUUAAAAAAUAUUAUAAUAUAUUCUCAAUUAUAUUAAUAGCAUGGUUUCAUAAUCCUUUAUCAGCUAUAUCAUUUUUAUUAUGGUUACAGAAAUAUGAACUAGCUUAUUAUAUAUCAUCUUAUUUAACCUUAUUGGAUGUUAAUUCAGAUUUCUUUCAUCAACUUGAUAAUUUUAUUUUCUUAUUUGAAUCACCAGUAUUUUCAAAACAAAGAAUUCAUUUAAUAUAUCCAAAGAAUUAUCCAUUUUUAAUUAAAUCAUUAAUGAUACUCUCUUUAAUGUUACCACUCAAUACAUCCAACAACAUUUUACAGAAGAGAUUACAAAUAUCUCAAUUGUCCAUAUUAACAAGUAAUGAAAAAAUGCAAAGUUUUUUUGAUAUACAUAAUCAUAAUGGAAUAUAUCAUAUUGAAGAUAAUUAUGAUCAUAAAGAAAUAGAUAAUAAAAUAAAUGACCAAGACAAAUUAAAAAAACGUGAAACGUCUCAAUUAAAUUUAUAUGAAAAUGCAGAAGAAUUUAUUCAAUUAUGUAAAAUGGGAAAUGAAGAACAAACAAAAGAAUAUAAUAUUUUAGAAAAAACAGAUAUUGAAAAACAUAAUGAAGAAGAAUUAUGGAAUAAUAGAUAUAAUUAUUUAUUAACUAACAUAAAAAAAAAAUUCUUAAAAGAUACCAUAACAAAUGAUAAUCAUAAUAAUAAUACGCAUAAUAGCGUUUCAUAUAAAAAUGACGAAUGUAACGAAUUUGUUCAUAUAUUCAAAACGGUAUUAAAAACUCAUAAAAUAAUUAAAUAUUAUUCUUAA